AUGAGCAUCAAUGACGUGGCCGACCACAACGCCAGCGACAAUGAAGGCAGCGUGAACGUGAAUGUGAACGUGAACGCUGGCGUCUCGCCGCUUCAGGAGACGCCAUGUAAGAAGAGGCGGUCGGAGUUGCAGGAACAGGGAUGGCGGCGCAUCAUCCGCAACUUUACGCCUUCAUGGUUCGCAGUCAACAUGGGGACUGGCAUUGUUUCCAUCCUCCUCCUCCAUCUGCCGUACAAUGCCCAAUGGCUCCAGUACAUCAGCUACAUCUUCUUCGGCCUCAACAUCCUCCUCUUCGCAGCCUUUUUGUGCAUUUCCGUGGCGCGUUAUACUGCCUAUCCCGAAAUAUGGCAGGCCAUGAUUUCCCAUCCAGGACAGUCGUUGUUCCUGGGCUGCUUCCCAAUAGGUUUUGCCACCAUCAUCAACAUGAUGAUCUUCAGUUGCGCACAAUGGGGCGACUGGCUCGUCUACCUCGCCUGGGCAUUCUGGUGGGUAGACGUGCUCCUCUCCAUGGCCACCGCCAUCACCAUGCCCUUCAUCGUCAUGCAUCGCCAUAAACCGGGACUGAACAACACCACCGCUGCUUUGCUGCUUCCUAUCGUGCCCACCGUCGUCGCUGCCGCCACGGGGGGCGUCGUCGCCGAAGCACUGCCUAACCACGGACACGCAUUCACCACCCUCAUUGCCUCCUACAUCCUCUGGGGCAUCGGCGAAUCUCUGUCCGCCUGCGUCCUGGCCCUCUACUUCCACCGCCUGACCAUCCAUUCCCUUCCGCCAAAGGAGGUCAUCGUUUCCGUCUUCCUGCCCGUCGGACCCCUCGGCCAGGGCGGUUUCGGCAUUCAGCAGCUCGGCAAAGUAGCCGUCAAGCUGCUCUCGGCAACAUCAGCCUUCCAAGCAGCCAGCGUAGACGUCGCGCGCGGUGCCGAGAUGCUGUAUGUCCUAGGCGUGUUCAUAGGCAUGAUCAUGUGGGGAUUCGCUCUUGUAUGGGUCUGCUUCGCGCUCAUUAGCCUGGCAACGAUCCGUGACUUUCCCUUCAACAUGGGCUGGUGGGGGUUCACUUUCCCCUUGGGCGUCUGGGCGACGUGCACGAGCAUGCUGGCGAUAAAUUUGGACAGUGAUUUCUUCAAGGUGGCCACGGUGGUCAUUUCCCUGUCCGUACUUCUCCUCUGGAUCAUGGUUGCCGCCAGGACGCUUCGUCUAGCCGUAACAGGCGAGUUGUUCUUCGCGCCCUGUCUUAAGGAUCUCAAAGAAAAGGAGCCGCGACGAGGAGACUCGGGUGAACGAGUUUGA
Metarhizium album ARSEF 1941 is the source of this 1287-nucleotide messenger RNA. Its product is annotated as C4-dicarboxylate transporter/malic acid transport protein. Gene Ontology annotation, biological process: transmembrane transport; sulfite transmembrane transport. The record is from RefSeq and is a predicted model, not a curated record. NCBI's taxonomy places the organism in Eukaryota, Fungi, Ascomycota, Sordariomycetes, Hypocreales, Clavicipitaceae. Gene Ontology annotation, cellular component: plasma membrane. Gene Ontology annotation, molecular function: sulfite transmembrane transporter activity. Bases 1 to 1287 code for a protein of 428 amino acids. The transcript is spliced from 4 exons.